CCAAAAUCUAAAUUAUGAUAAAAACAAAAGAAGUUACGUUUGUGACGAUUUUGAUUGUAUUAUGCGUGUUUAUAAGUACCAUUCAUGCGAAAAGAUAUAUUGAGUAUCCAAUUAGAUUAGAUUUAGGUAAAGGUUGUGAUCCAAGAUUUCCUACCGCUGCAUGUUAUAAGCGCACACCAGCAAAUCCAUAUAGGCGUCCAUGUACUACUGCCAAUAGAUGUCGUCGUUCUACUUCUUCUACACGAGUACCAUCUUUGAAAACUUUUGUGGAAAUACCACCAAUGUAAAC
Messenger RNA from Arabidopsis thaliana (thale cress), 289 nucleotides. It is a transcript of the gene RALFL29, whose product is annotated as RALF-like 29. Gene Ontology annotation, cellular component: extracellular region. The transcript has a single exon. Lineage: Eukaryota; Viridiplantae; Streptophyta; Magnoliopsida; Brassicales; Brassicaceae. The record is from RefSeq and is marked reviewed. The coding region runs from base 15 to 287 and encodes 90 amino acids.